Messenger RNA from Gigantopelta aegis, 5666 nucleotides. Its product is annotated as RNA-binding protein 39-like. NCBI's taxonomy places the organism in Eukaryota, Metazoa, Mollusca, Gastropoda, Neomphalida, Peltospiridae. Gene Ontology annotation, biological process: mRNA processing. The record is from RefSeq and is a predicted model, not a curated record. Gene Ontology annotation, molecular function: RNA binding. Gene Ontology annotation, cellular component: nucleus. The transcript has 10 exons. The coding region runs from base 2106 to 3599 and encodes 497 amino acids.
GGUACGCAAGAAUGUUGAAGUGGUUGCUGCCUGCCUGCGGAUCCUUGAGACCUCCACAAAGAAGAAAGUUAGCAUCUGUUGGCUUCACUGAACCUAGUCCUGCAUUACCGCUGGACCGGUUAUUAAUAUAACUUAACAAUUUUUGCUAUCACUUAGAAAGUGCAAUGUGUGUGUAUAGCGGGACUUUAAUAAGCUGAGGGCAUUCUUUUAAGUUUUAGGUUUUUAUUUUUGCUCAUAGCUACAAAGUUUUUUAUGAUCGUCUUUCUUGAAACAAUAAGAAAACAAAUAUCAAAUUUAAAAAAAAAGUAUUUUCUAAAAAAAAAAUUUUGUUGUCAAAAUCAAUGUUAAAACAUUUUUUGGAUUUUGAAUAUAUUAUAAACCUUACAGGGUUACGGCAAUGUUUAUUCAAAAUUGUUUGAAGAGAAUGCCAUCGGUUUUAUUUUUGUCAAUCUUGAAUUACAGUGUUUUCUUUUCAGUCCAGAGAAGGUACAAAUUAAAGAUGUACAGGCUAAGACUUUGAAAAACCCUAUUGAUGGUGUUAAAAACAGUAAUGCCUGGUUCUCUAUUUUUAUUUAUUUAUUUAUUUUAAUAAAAUGAAUACCGUAGUGUUUCUAUGAAAGUUGAAAGAUUUCUUUUGGAAUUACAUGUUAAAAUAUUAAGGAUUAGUUUCAAAAGAGCAAGGUUACCACAACUGCAAGAAUAUUUUUUUAUUAUUAUUGUUAUUUGUUAAAACAUUUUUAACAACUUUCUGUUCUUCCACAAAAUGUUUGGCAGUUCAUAUUCUGGUUGUCCAAGUACAAUAAUGCAGCAUUUAAGAAGAGUAAAUAAAUUUGUCGAAAAAUGUGGUUUACAUUGCAAGGAAACUGCUAUUGAAUAUUAUUCAAAUACAUCAUUGUUACGGCCUGUGCAUCUUUAAUAAUCAUUUGAACAAUUACAAAGUGCAUGCACUUAAUUCUAAAGUAACGAUAAAAACUAAUGUGUGUAUGGUUAUUUCUCUCUCUUUACCCUAACUGCUGUGCUGAUUUCAUCAUAUGCUGUUUUGGAAACAGGAAGAAGGCAAAGGUUCCAAUGCUGCUAGCACCGAUAGAGAACGCAGAAGGUGUCUCUUUCGGUCAAAUGGGGAGAGAGCAUAGAAAUAGAUGUAACCUGACUAAGCACAAAAUUUUAAAGGUAUGUGAGCUGAGAAUCAGUUACAUGAGCUUUUGGGAGGUGUGGAACAAGUGCUCACGUGUGCUGUUCACAUUGCAGCCACAGUGUUAGAAUGGCAUAGUAGAAACGGGAUUCCAAAGCUGAGCUAAUGGUGCCGACAGUUUGUUUGGUUUGUCAAACAGUUUAACAGCUGGGUUCUGCAGUCUUCAGAGGGUUCAUAUGUCUUGUAUUGUUUGUCGGUUCAUUCCAUUUGCAAACAAUGCAUAUCUUUUUUUAAUUUUUUUUUUUUAUUAUUAUUGUUCUAUAACAGUUCCUGGUUGUGUUGAAAGGAUGGCAGGCCACAAUCUGGUAAAAUAAGUCAUAUUAUUUGUGAUCACAAUAGAAGUUGAAACCUUUGUGUUUUACAGAGUAGAAAACAAACAAAUUUAAAAUCCUUGAGCUACAUAGAAUUGAUGCUACUAUUUAUUCAUUUACUCUUGAAAUUUAUUAAUACUGUUUUAGAUGGUUUUAUGUUUUUUUAAAUAUUUAUCGCCGUCAUGAUCAGAGGUUUGACUAUUAUCAUUAUGUUGUAUGAUUGAACUAAUUAGUUAAAAAAGAGAUAGUAAGUUAGUUGCAAAAAUACUGUUGAAAUGGCAUUGUGGAUAAUAUAGUUUGUAAAUCUAUAAAAUUUGUUUACACUAUAAAUAUUUUGUUAUCAAAGUUUACUAUUUAUUCAUGUUUAUCUGGUUUUAAAGAUUUUAAAAGAAAAUUCAUCUCUUUUAAAGCUUUCAACUAACGUGAAUAAUAUGUAGUAAAGAAACACUUUCAAAGUCAUUAGUAAGUAUAUAAUUAAUCUUAUGGAUAAAAUAAACAUGACGGUUAAAGUCCAGACAAAUAAAACUAUAAAUAUAAAUCUAUUCACUACUGAUGUUGAAAAAGGCUAUUUUGACACUUUGUUUUGAGAUUUGCUUCUCGGUAUGUUUUCCAGAAGUCGAGAUCGUGACAGGGAUAGAGAUCGAGAUCGACACAGUGACCGUGAUAGGAAACGACAUGGCAGCAAAGACAGGGACCGAGACCGCGAUCGGCAUGAUAGGAAAGACAAGAACAGAGAUCGCGAUAGGGAUCGGGAUCGCAGCAGGCGGGAUAAAAGGCGUAGCAAGAGUCGGGACCGAGACCGAGGACGUGGGUGGCGCAGAAGUAAAUCACCAUACAAAAAAACACAUCGGCCACGCAGCAUCAGCAAGAGUCCAAUUCGAGAGGUUCUUCCAGAGUUGACCCCAGAAGAGAGGGAUGCCCGGACAGUGUUUUGCAUGCAGUUAUCUGCAAGGAUCAGACCAAGAGAUUUGGAAGAAUUCUUUUCUUCGGUUGGAAAGGUUAGAGAUGUGAGACUGAUUACAGACAAUAAAACCAGGAGGUCAAAAGGCAUUGCUUACGUGGAAUUUGCAGAAACAGAUUCUGUGCCACUUGCUAUGGGAUUGAAUGGACAGAAGUUACUCGGAGUUCCAAUAAUAGUCCAGAAUUCUCAAGCAGAAAAAAACAGAACUGCAUUGACUACAGGAAUAAUGCAAAAAGGGAAUGUCGGACCCAUGCGGUUGUAUGUUGGUUCUCUUCAUUUUAACAUAACCGAAGAGAUGUUGAGAGGAAUUUUCGAACCGUUUGGAAAGAUUGAUGAUGUGAAAUUGAUGCGGAAUCACGAAAACAGCACUUCUCAGGGUUAUGGAUUUAUUACAUUCCAUGAUUCAGAAGAUGCUAAGAAGGCCUUAGAACAGUUGAAUGGCUUUGAGCUAGCUGGCAGACCGAUGAAGGUUGGUCACGUCACUGAGAGAACAGCUGAAAACCAAGGAGCGUCCCUUCUCGACAGUGACGAAAUGGAUCGGACAGGAAUCGAUCUUGGUGCCACUGGGCGGCUUCAGUUAAUGGCAAAAUUGGCUGAAGGUACAGGAUUUCAAAUUCCCCAGUAUGCAGCUAAUGCGCUGAACCAGGCUGGAGCACCAGCAGGUGCCAUCGUACCUGGACAGGUACCAGGUCAGGUGCUCAACCCUGCUUCCUCCCCUGGAUUAGCUGGAUCGGCUCCUCCUAUAGCCACCCAAUGUUUCAUGUUGUCCAACAUGUUUGACCCCACUUCAGAAACGAGAACAAAUUGGGAUCAGGAGGUGAGAGACGAUGUUAUUGAAGAAUGCAACAAACAUGGUGGCGUGCUUCAUCUUUUCGUGGACAAGGCUUCGCCACAAGGCAACAUCUAUGUCAAGUGUCCCAGCAUCGCUGCUGCUGUAGCAUCCGUCAACAGUCUCCAUGGUCGUUACUUUGCAGGGAGAGUCAUUACUGCAGCAUAUGUUCCUUUGCCAAACUACCAUUCACUUUUUCCAGAAUCAUUGCGCGCCAAUCAGCUUUUACUUUCUUCAUCUCAAAAUCUUCAGGGAACUUUCACAACUGGAUUUAUGGCAGGAAUGCAACCAACUAUCAUACGAUGAUGUAAAUUAAAAAACAAUAACUUCAACAUUCAUGCCAUUAAGGAACUUUUAUUUGGUUCUGAUUGGUUAAACAAACUGUUUGAAAUGGUGCAGUGCAUAAGCAGUAUCAACUGAGCGGUAAAGUUUGUCGGAUGGAAGUCCAGUGUCGAUCGACUAUUGAUGAUCCAAGUGCAAUAAACGGACAGAAUCAUGGCAUGUGCAGGUGGCAUUUUGUGUUUUAAAAGUAUUUAAAUACUUGAAGAUAUCAGUUUGUUGGUUGGUUGGUUGAAAAACAUUGUAUUCCAAACCUGAAAUUUUUACAAUAUUACUGAAUUGUUCUGUGUCAGACUCGCUUUCUAUUAACAUGAUUUGUUGUGCGCGAUUCCUUGCACAAACGUGCAUUUCCAUAUCUUGUUUUUGCAAGCAUAUUUCUAUAUACAUUGGGCGUACUUUGUUUCAUUUGAGUUAUCAUUAUUUAUGACUUAUUAUAUAUAUCAAAUACCAACCAAGGCCUUCCAUAUCCUUUCUCUGAAAGUUUUCUUCGGUGUUGGUAAUUAUAAUUUUAUUUCUGUUAUCCCUACCAUGCAUAUAAUUAUAAGAAAGUUUAUUGGCAUGUUUGUUGCUAGAUUCGUGACUUCCAAUAUUGUCGGUAUUCCCAUACAAUUAGUUGGAAUUAAUUUGGAUAAUUUACUUUUAUGUUUAAGCCACUAAUAUUGAAGAAGUACUGUGUACAUAUAUUGAUAAACAUGUGUGAAAUCGCGUUGAUGGAAAGCUAGUUUGGAUACUUUGCUACAAAUCUUAUUUGUGUGUAUGUGUCUUCCAUUUACAGAUAGAAAUUGUAAAUUAAAAAACCCACCAGCUAUAUGAUAAAUUCCUUGAACAAAUGCCUGUCCAGAUACGAGCCUGGGCCCAUAUUUUCGAAGCCAUCUUAGCACUACGAAAUCGUAAAACUGUCGUAAGUUGUGACGUCACUAUAUCACACGCCAUAGUAACGUCAUAGCUUACGAUGAUUUUACGAUUUCGUAGGCUAAGAUAGUUUCGAAAAUAUGAGCCCAGGUGGUUUGGGAUGCUCUUAAUAUCUUAAGUGUAUUACUUGUUAUCUAACCAAGUAUUUGGGAGCAAUCCUUGGCAGGGUGGGUUGAAGGGGAAGGGAAACAUAAAAUGGAACACAUUGAUUUCUUACAAUAUUAUCUGGUGGCAAAAAUAAAAUAACCAGCAUCUCUGUAUAGGUCAGGUCCGUGUUCAACUUGCUCAUUCAGAACAAGCUGUUGUAGCGGACACCUGUCCUGGGCACAGGUGCCAGCCUCUGCCGGCUCCUCAGUCCUGGACAGGAAAUGGGUGGGGUGGAGGGGGUAUCGUCUGCACUGGCAGGUGCAAGGGAGCACCAGCAGUCAAAUCGUAGCCGGAAACAGGCAGAGGGUGGUAUGGUGCUAUGGAAUUUGGAAUGUCUCAUAGGAUUAAGCCAAAGAGAAUGGGUGCACAUUUUUUAUGAAGGAAGUUCGGAGCAAUUUUCAACAGUCUGCCAAAAGAUAAAGAUAGGGAGAUAAUCUUUAUAAAAUUACCAAGAUCUUUUAUAACAAAAGUAUUGUUUUAGACUGGGCUGAAAAAUGGUUAAGAAAUUUGUCUAUAACGAUGAUUUUUUUUGUUUUUUGUUCCGUUAACUACAUCACAGCAACAUGAUCGUGAUAACUGGAAGUUUUCUUUAGUUUUAGUACCUAACCAACUGUAGGAAUUUUGCUAAACUUCUUUUCUUGUCUUUUUUUUUAAUUAAGUGUAACGAACAAGAUGAUUUCUGACUGACCCACUUCGGAAGUGUCAGGUUUUAAGUAAAAGUGGAUGGUUUUUAGUCUUGUGUAGUGAAUUGGUUUCAACCACUGCUUUUAAUUUGCUUUGAAUAUGGAGUUGUUAAAAAGACUUGACAUCAACAAAAAUUGGACUCAGUAUUGUUUUGUUUAAUGAUUGAUUUUGGUUUUGAUAUGUAUAUAUACUAAUGUUGAUUUCAUUAUUUUAGAACAAUUUCAUUUAACGUACCAUAAGCAGAUAUUCUUUUGUGCUUUUUAACUGUUAUGUGAAUAAAAAUCAACAUUU